This is a messenger RNA of Colletotrichum lupini, 1497 nucleotides long. RefSeq lists its product as uncharacterized. The transcript is spliced from 10 exons. NCBI's taxonomy places the organism in Eukaryota, Fungi, Ascomycota, Sordariomycetes, Glomerellales, Glomerellaceae. The record is from RefSeq and is a predicted model, not a curated record. The coding region runs from base 1 to 1497 and encodes 498 amino acids.
AUGAGUUCCUCCUGGGUGGUUGUGAUCCAAUGUUCGGUUCUUCGAGGGAGUGCUCGUGUUUAUGAUUCCGUAGAUGAGCGGUGGAAAAUGAACCCUGUUCCAAUAUGGUACGUGACGGUGUGCCCAAAUUCUGCAAACCCCUUGGGAAUUCUCGGCUUAGCCUGGUCUGGCUGUUGGGGAGUUGGCAGCGUGGCCGAUCCUGUGUGCUCCGAGGGUCGGACAGCGGUGCCGGCCGGAGGAGAUGACAACAUGCUUCCAGGCACACCCAGCAGGUUUGGAUGGAUCAGCUUCAGCUUGCGAGGCCGAGCGGAAGCUGCCUAUGCAUGUGCUGUGCUCUGCAGUGUGCUGGCAGCUGCACAGCGGUACUGGAAUCUGCAGCAGCAAUACGACGCGAGCAGCUCGGAGUUGGCGUGGCUUGAGAUCUUGUCAUGGAUGAAGUAUGGCGUGAGGUUGAGGCUGGUAAUCAACGUUGAAUAUUCCCGGUCAAUUUCCCCGCACUGCUCAACCCCACCAACUUUCUCAAAGCUUCGAAUUCGCAACUACGAUGACCGCAGAUCAGCAUGCGACGAUCAGCAACAGGCUCCAAAUGAAUCGCUGUUGGACUCGUCACCAGAUUCGUGGUUGCGAAAGUGUCGUCUGCACCAAGUCAACGCGUCUAUCCUGACUAUCUUGCAGUCUUAUUUCUCUCUAAUUCUUGUUACGGGUGUCGACUUGUCAGCAAUUUUCGAACCAGUCGUCAUCAGCUGUAGUAGCUGUGGAUAUUGCCCCAAAACACCAAGUAAUCCAGUGCAAGCCCGCCAAACUUCAACGGCCGGCGAUGUGGAUAUCAUAUACCCCUUCUUUCGGCCGACCAAGGGUGUCCCUCGCGGCGAAGAUAUGCGGAACCCUAACACGGAGACUCCGGUCUUACUCUGGCGGAGAUUGAACCUCAAAUUCGAGCAUCAUGUUUCCAACAAACGGUGUCCUAGUCGGAGGCGGUCCGAAGAGAUUAGAGCCUUCGCGCGUCUCCUUCAAUGCAGAACUUUUGUUGGCCGCGCCGUCCUAUCCUCUAGCCUCCAUCUUCCAUGGGAGAAACCACCAAGCAAGAAUUUGAAUGCAUUCGACCUUCCUCUUUCGACAUGGCGCGUCGGCUGGUACCCGGUGCGAGCUCAGCAAUCGCUGCAGUCUGACAUGAAUCGGCACUUUGUCCCGCCGACUCUCUGGGUACAAUGGCGUUUGCUCACCAAAAGCCUCCCAAUGAUGGCGAGGGCAGUCUCAGUGCUUACGUUCUCAAUCUUUGCCGCCGACACGACGACAUGGACUCGUAGCUCAUCUCUGAUACUUGCAAAGCAGCUAUGUUUCGCUAAGGCUCCGCGUCAACUUGGCAAAGAUUGCGCAAACUUGUUGGUCAGAUCAGAAAAGAUGUCGCCUGACGUGAGUCAACAACAGGCAUCAACGCCGGGCCCGAGAACCAUUGAGUUUGACCCAGCAUUGGCCCCUGGUAUUCUCAGCGAAUAG